Messenger RNA from Schistosoma intercalatum, 4146 nucleotides. The record is from the annotation of a GenBank genome assembly. NCBI's taxonomy places the organism in Eukaryota, Metazoa, Platyhelminthes, Trematoda, Strigeidida, Schistosomatidae.
CACAUUUAAUUUUCCGCCGACGUUUGUUUAUUUCGACCAACCUGGAUUAUCUUGUGAUUAGUAAUAAGGAGUCACUAUAAUCCAAAAGGUUACUUCUGAAAUAUGCUGUAUUGCGGUGCAUCAAAUCAAUCGUAAGGCGUUGCAACUUCUUCGCCAACCAGGUGCUGAGGGUCCUGCAAUCCAUAAAUGCACGGAAAUUACUACGCUCUGAAAUGGUCUUUGGACGUCAUGGUUGUGAAAUGGUAGGUGAGUCGGGUUAUCAACUUAGGAAUUUGCCAAACAACCGCUCUAAGCGUAACGUAGGUAUCGACUGUGACUCCAAUACCUGUGUGCGUCAAGCUAAGCGUCCACGGCGAUCUGACUCGACCUCAUCGCAUAAAGAGAACAAUGGCCUCUGUUCGGCACCGAAAAACAGUUCCCCAUCUAGAUCUAGAGUACUUCCAUUAAGGAGCAUCCAUCCAAUGAAUACAAUAAAUGAAUCUACAAAUGUCUCAACGCUUGUUCGAAGACUUAAAGUACCUGGAGAUUCAAGUGAAACUACUACCCGGCUAACACGUUCGUGUAGUGUCAAAACAAGUCCAGUUGCCAUUCAAAAACGUACUUUGCGAAGCAGUCACCGACGCAGCAUUCAAACUACUCCGAAUGCCAUAUUACAGGUUAGGCUGGAACGUUUCCCAGUUCAGUCUUGUUCUUGUAUACAGUCUGACUCAGUCGUCGGUUCGUGUAGUAGCAGUUUGGCGGAUGGAUCACAGACAGAAACAAAAGCUUCAAGAGAGUUGCUACCCUUGUUCUCUCCAAGAAGGUUUAGUUCAGUUGGAAAAGAUCAGGCAGCUAAGCUAAAGCGAUUAAACAGAAGGCGCAUGGAGUUCGACGUUCAAGAAUUAGGCCAGUCUUUUGGCUGCGGUCUUUCUCCUGCAUCCUCCGAUUCACUACUUAAUCAAUCUGUAGUGGGUGAUCCCCUGGAAAAAUUAUUGCGGUUAUGCGGUCAAACUGAGAUCAAGUCAUUCGAUGAAUAUUUUGACCACACAAUAAUUGAAAGUAUGGUGAAAAUUGGCGAGGGUGUAUAUGGUGAAGUAUUUCAGUCACCAAAAGGCAAUGUGGUCAAAAUCUUCCCUGUGGAUGGAGAAAAUCUUGUCAAUGGUGAGAAGCAAAUGAAAUUUGGAGAAGUUUAUCCUGAAGUAUUCGUAUCGCAGAAGUUAAGUGAGCUUGCAUACAAGUAUCGACGUAACCGGUCAGUCAAUUUUGCUCAACUAAAGAGAGCAACUGUUGUUCGAGGAAAACUACCUAAGGCUUUAGCUUCAAGUUGGAGAAAAUAUGAAAACCAACGGGGUUCAGAUAACGAAUGUCUGGACUUCUUACCUGCUGAACAACAAUGGAUGGUUUUAGAGUCUGAAUUCGCUGGAGAACCACUUUCCAAUGUACGAUUCAACACUUGUCGUGAAGCUCGUUCUGUGAUUGAACAGAUAGCAUUGUCCUUGGCUGCCGCUGAAUCUGCUCUUCAAUUUGAACAUAGAGACUUACAUUGGCAUAAUGUAUUGGUCCGACCUACUAGACAAUGGAAACUGCGCUAUCGUGUUGGGGGAGUGAGUUAUGCCGUUUUCACUGAAGGAAUACAAGUUACAAUAAUUGAUUUCACAGUAUCCCGUCUUUGUCAUGAAGGCAACAUUGUUUACGUUGAUAUGUCAGAGUCACCAGAAAUUUUUGAGUGUGAAGGGGAUUAUCAAUUUGACAUUUACCGUAUAAUGCGCAAAAACAAUGGGUAUGCUAUAAGUGACAUAUUUGUUUUCAUACGUUUUUUUUAAAAGUGAAAAUCAUUUCGUCGUAUAUUUAUAUGCAUAACUUCCCAGAGUUAGUGGGCAUGUAGGCUUCGUAAUACUUUCUUAGUAUCCAGUGAUGGUAGCCAUUAAUGCAUUUGUUACAAUUGGAUGAGCACUCCACCCCGCGAUACAUCUAUUUAUAAACCUUCAGAAGUCAUAAAUUAGUGGAAACAGACUAGUUAUAAACCAUUUGAUUUGGGAGCUAUACACUAAACGUGUGCUAAAAACUCAGUCCCAAUGAUCCAUAAAUUUGUUACGACUAGGUAUUGUUUCCAAGUUACGUCUCACGUCUUGAAAUUCACCGUAUAUAUGGUGAACACAAAAUAUUUCAAACAUAACAUAGAAAAGACUAGAUAUUGGAAAAGUGAAGAUUCCGUGAUUCAGCGUCUAAAGGGGAUACAAGGAGUUGAUACACUUGGGCCAUUACGAACAAUUCUGAGCCAUGUCACUCGGAGUCUGCACUUGGGUCAGUCCGAAUAUCGACGGCUUAAUGGAAUCGUUCAACGUCAAGGUAAGUAAUAGUUGAACACAUGUCCCAACCACGUCAGUUGAUGAAGAUUUACUACCUCUUUAAUUGAUUUGCCAUCCUCACCUAGUACCAUAUUCCCAAGUCAGGAAUCGUCUACUCGGUGGUCCCGAAAUACACGGACAAUACUUCGCAGACACCUAUGGUCGAAUACCCGUAGCCUACGAAGAUCUAUUUUUAAUGGCCAUGUUUCACACCCAUAAAGUAGAACGAAGCAAACUACUGCACUAUAAACUGGUUCUUUGGUUGGCAAACGAAUACCUUGCCUACUCCACUAGUGGCGCAAGUUGGCUAAGACCAAUCGAGCUCCCUGAAUUCGUACCAAGAUUUCGUCAGACACCAGACCAUCAGGAACAAUAAAACUUCCAAGAUAAUUGAAGCGGUCGAUGUACUCAACCACUUCACUUUCUAUCAUAAGUUCAAGCGCCGAUGCAGGUCAAUCCUAAAGCAACAUUCUGCAUUUUGGAGGUGAGAAUCUCAUCUCAAACAUGCUUGCAUUGUUGUUUAGUGGUCAAAAGGCUGCAUUUUGUCAGCGUCUGCACCAAGUAGAACUAUAUCGCCUGUGUACUUUAAGUCAACAAGUGAAUCUUUUAGUAAAAGAUCGACCUUUGGGAAGUCUGACAAUGAGUGCGUUAACUCUAAAGGGAUGUAUGUGACAAAGUUAAAUAAAAGUGGGGAAAGCAGACAACCCUGAUGAACACUUGAAGUUAUCGACUCCGAUAAGAGUUCCCCAUAGAUUUCGACUCGACCAGUAGUGUUAGAGUAGAGAGCCUGCACAAGGUUGGCGUAAUUGUUUGAUCAACUCUCAAUGACAGACAGUAGUAAAGAGCCUCACAAUCAACAGUCAAAUGUUACCUUAAGGUCGAGGAAUAUAGUUAUUGUCGGACGUCGAAAAAUAUAUCUAUUUUCUAGAACCAAUAUACUUAAAAGUUCCAGGAGUAUAUCUACCAGGCCUUCCUGGUCUCCCUCUCUUUAGAUUGCCUAUAGCAUUUUCAACCUCACUAAAGGUUGGAGGACCUACAUCAAUUCACCAUUUAGACUGCUUGGAGACUGCGUAAUCGAAGUGUGACUGAAGGAAUGAUUGGCGCCCCUUUCAUCCAAGUUCCAAUCUUUAUUGGCUUCAUUACCUUAUGGGAAAACUUUUAAACGAAACAUCUUAUCCCAGACGUGAUCCUGAUUCUCAACCUGUGGAAUCUGAACUGCGCGCAUUAUAUGACAUGAUACUAGCAGGUGAUUAUAAUUCUGCCACACAACUUGUGAGCUCAAGUUUCUACUUCGAUGCUUGUCGAAUCGGUUAACAGGAACUUGACGAAUUUCCCAAAACGUCUGAGAUCGUUCCUAUUUAGAUUCUUUCCGCCUUCUAAUCUUUCAUACGAAACUCUACCGUUUUGUUUUGAUAAAUGAUAUGUGUAAAGUAGAACUCUUCCCAUUCACAUUGAGGAACGUUAGCUUUUUGAGAACUCGUAUUAUGAAGUUCGAUAAUUUUAGAGCAAUUUUUCCGGUUCCUUGACAUUUGUUUUAUGUUUGUGGUUAGUUUUGGAUAUUUUUAUAGAUCUCGUUUCGAAACCGCUUUUGUAUGAUCAAAUAUUCAUUUGUCAGGUUACUUUCGUUUGGUUACGAGUGUUAGCCCUUCCGCUGACUUCCACUUAUCAUGCCACAACUGGAUAUUUGGUUUGGCGGCUUUUCACUCUGACCUUAUGGAACGGCACACAUUUUCUUGCUACUACUUGAAGUUAACCAACUAUUUGUACUUCCUUAAAAUACAGCAGAUCAAUAGAGGCGUACAACGCCCACUGAGCCGAA